This is a messenger RNA of Folsomia candida, 969 nucleotides long. RefSeq names its product histidine triad nucleotide-binding protein 1 (gene HINT1). The transcript is spliced from 7 exons. Gene Ontology annotation, molecular function: hydrolase activity. The record is from RefSeq and is a predicted model, not a curated record. The coding region runs from base 286 to 834 and encodes 182 amino acids. NCBI's taxonomy places the organism in Eukaryota, Metazoa, Arthropoda, Collembola, Entomobryomorpha, Isotomidae. Gene Ontology annotation, cellular component: cytoplasm; nucleus. Gene Ontology annotation, biological process: purine ribonucleotide catabolic process.
UGAAGAAUGGCAAGCAAGAAUAAAAUCCCUCCCGCAAAACCUGUUUCAUUUGACCUCCUUCAAUGUCAUUCAUAUUCCAUGAGCAAGAUUGACAAGAGAUGAACACCACAUUUACGGUUUUAUGCAAUUAUUAUUAGGACCUUCCACUUUCCAUGUAUACGAAUAGUGAAUAGAUAUACGAUUUUACGGAAUUUUGUCUCACUUUUCACUCCAGGAAAUAUUCUGACAACACAGAAAAACCGGUUUCAUUAUUUUGCUCAUCAAGGACGUGUCGAAUUCAAUCAAAUGUCUGCAAUUCUUCUGCGAAAGAUAGUUGGCAGAAAUAUAUGCAGAAGUUUUGCAAGUUAUUCGCCCUGUACUCAUACUCCUGUUUUCAGAUCACCCGUUGUUAGUGAAAGCAAGGGAUUUGGAGGCAGUAUACUUGUAACCUUAUCAAAGAGGGGUAUGGCGUCCGAGGUGGAGAAAGCACAAGCCGCAGUGGGAGGCGAAUACAAGGAGGAAACUAUAUUUUCCAAAAUUGUGGAUAAGAAGAUUCCGGCUGACAUAAUUUUCGAAGAUGACAAAGUGCUUGCGUUCAACGAUGUCAACCCACAGGCACCGACCCACUUUUUGGUCAUCCCAAAGAAACGAAUUGCCAUGUUGAGUUCGGCACAAGAACAGGAUUCUGAGCUUUUGGGACAUAUGAUGUUUGUGGCGAAGCAAACUGCCGAAAAGUUGGGGCUUAGUAAAGGAUAUCGUGUCGUGAUCAACAACGGGCAGGACGGGUGUCAAUCUGUCUAUCAUCUCCAUAUUCACGUUCUUGGAGGCCGUCAACUAGGAUGGCCUCCUGGAUAAGAAAAUACAGAAAGAUACAAGGAAUUGGAAAUCGCACAAGAAACUACAAUGAGCAAUUUAAUUUAUAGUAGUAGUACAUUGCCGUAAAUUGAAUACAAUUUAAUUAAUAAAAUUUUCAAUCUGGAUUUUUGGAAA